AUGCCUGGAUUAAGAAUACAUUCUAGCGUAGAUAAUACUUAUUUAGGAGAAGGUAGAUUUGAAUCUAGAAGUGGAAGUGGAUCUUCAUUAACAUUUCAAACACCUAUUAUUCUAAGUAAAAGAAAAAGACGAAAAAAUGACAAUAGUGACAAAGAAUUUGCAGAAGAAAAUGAAAGAAGAAUACAAGAAAGAGAACAACUUCGAAUAACAAAUGUUCAACCAAUUAAUUCUUAUGCAGUAAUACAAGAUGAAAUUACUGUGACAAUAGAUACUCCAAUCGAUACAAAUAAUUUACAACCAUAG
Messenger RNA from Scutellospora calospora, 303 nucleotides. NCBI's taxonomy places the organism in Eukaryota, Fungi, Glomeromycota, Glomeromycetes, Diversisporales, Gigasporaceae. The record is from the annotation of a GenBank genome assembly.